CUCCUCCUCUCCGGUCCACAGCAGACCCCCGAGCCCCUGAGGCAUUCUCUCCAUCUUCGGAACACGCCAGUCAUUCAUUGAUAACAGGGAAUUAUGAGGGACCCUGUGAGUAGCCAGUACAACUCCUUCCUUUUCUGGAGGAUGCCCAUCCCAGAACUGGAUCUGUCGGAGCUGGAAGGCCUGGGCCUGUCAGAUACAUCUAUCUACAAGAGCACAGACAGCAACGGUGUCAAAAUGGGCGGUCAAGCAAGCGGAGCAGAGCAGAAGAACCCAGAAGGUGAUCCCCUCCUUGAGUUCAGCACCUUCAACUUCUGGAGAGCUCCCAUUGCCAGCAUCCACUCUAUCGACCUGGACUUGCUCUAAGGCCAAAGCUUCUCUCUCCCACCCCUUACCCCACUGCCUUCCCUUUUAAGCCCGGUCCUUUCUAAGCCUUUCCAUCUAAUACUGUUCUCUUCCCUCUAUUGUGCUGGUGGUGCUGAUGAAUCUGCCAAUUGAA
This is a messenger RNA of Alexandromys fortis (reed vole), 496 nucleotides long. It is a transcript of the gene Mllt11, whose product is annotated as MLLT11 transcription factor 7 cofactor. Gene Ontology annotation, biological process: positive regulation of release of cytochrome c from mitochondria; apoptotic signaling pathway; positive regulation of mitochondrial depolarization. The transcript has 2 exons. The record is from RefSeq and is a predicted model, not a curated record. Bases 94 to 363 code for a protein of 89 amino acids. Gene Ontology annotation, cellular component: nucleoplasm; cytosol. Lineage: Eukaryota; Metazoa; Chordata; Mammalia; Rodentia; Cricetidae.